AGCAAGUAAAGACAAGCCAGGAAGGAAGGAGACUCGUCUUUAAUCUUCUGAGAAAUUCGUUUAUAACAAAGCGUCAGAUCUACCAGUAUCACGUGAUCAUGGAUAAGAUACCCCCAGCAGCGUCUGGUGCCAAGAGCGCCAAGGAAUUUCUUCACGAGAAGGCGUUUGUUAAUGGAGAAUGGAUUUCAGCGAAAUCAGGGGCCACGUAUGAAGUAACGAACCCGAGUAACCAGGCAGUAUUGGGAGUGGUACCUGAUAUGAAUGACCAGGACACUAAAGCGGCUAUAGAGAUCGCAUAUAAAACCUUUCAGACGUGGAAAAAUACCACAGCUAAAGAAAGAAGUAAUAUACUCCGGAGAUGGUUUGAACUCACAUUAAAACAUAAAGAAGAAUUGGCCAAAUUAAUCACAGCCGAAAUGGGCAAACCAAUGGCUGAUAGUACUGGAGAAGUAGGAUUUGGUGCUCAGUUUAUUGAGUGGUAUUCAGAGGAGGCUAGAAGAAUUUAUGGUGACGUCAUUUCCUCAAGUAAUCCAAAGAGACGUCUGUUGGUUCUGAAACAACCGAUAGGUGUCGCUUGUAUGAUCACACCGUGGAAUUUCCCCAAUGCUAUGAUAACAAGGAAGGCAUGUGCUGCUAUCGCUGCUGGUUGUACUGUUGUUAUAAAACCUGCUGAAGAUACUCCUUAUUCUGCUCUGGCUCUCUGUGAGUUAGCAGCAGAAGCUGGUCUACCACCAGGUGUAUUAAAUGUGGUGACAUCCUCCAGAAACAAUGCUCCUAAAGUAGGUCAGACAAUGUGUGAGAGUCCACUGGUGACCAAGAUUUCUUUCACCGGUUCCACGGCUACUGGAAAGAUAUUGUUACGCCAAUCAGCUGAUACAGUAAAAAAGACAUCAAUGGAGCUUGGUGGCAAUGCUCCCUAUAUAGUGUUUGAUAGUGCUGAUUUAGAUGUAGCUGUGAAAGGAACUAUUGGUAGUAAAUUUAGGUGUUCUGGGCAGACCUGUGUCUGUGCCAACAGAAUACUCGUCCAUGAGAAGAUUUAUGACGAAUAUCUGAAGAAACUGGCAGAAACAAUGAAAGCUGAACUUAAAGUGGGUGAUGGGUUCGAAUCCGAUGUAAACCAAGGUCCAUUGAUAAAUUCCAAGGCUGUAGAAAAGGUCCAAAGUAUUGUGGACGACGCCGUUGCUAAAGGAGCUCGUGUUGUGAUGGGUGGAACCAAAGGUGACAAGGGAGGUAACUUCUACAAUCCUACUCUGUUAGCAGACGUCACAACCAACAUGAGAUGCGGGAAAGAAGAAAUUUUUGGCCCUGUAGCCCCGAUUUUCAAAUUUAAAACAGAAGACGAGGCUGUUGCCAUUGCAAACGCCACAACAUCAGGAUUAGCAGGUUACUUCUAUUCUAAAGAUAUCAGUCAAAUCUGGAGAGUGGCUGAGAGACUGGAGUAUGGUAUGGUAGGGGUUAAUGAAGGGGUCAUAUCCUGUGUCGAGGCCCCGUUUGGUGGGGUGAAGGAGUCAGGGUUGGGUAUUGAAGGAAGCAAGUAUGGGAUCAACGAAUAUAUUGAACUGAAAUACGUCUGUAUGGGUGGCAUAGAAUGAGAUGGUUGUAUUGACUGAUUAUGAAUCAAAAUGAAUAAAUAUACUUUCUGUCAUUGUU
Messenger RNA from Lottia gigantea (owl limpet), 1650 nucleotides. RefSeq lists its product as hypothetical. Lineage: Eukaryota; Metazoa; Mollusca; Gastropoda; Lottiidae. The coding region runs from base 99 to 1592 and encodes 497 amino acids. The transcript has 12 exons. Gene Ontology annotation, molecular function: succinate-semialdehyde dehydrogenase (NAD+) activity. Gene Ontology annotation, biological process: GABA catabolic process. The record is from RefSeq and is a predicted model, not a curated record.